AUGAGUUUCGGAGGCGGAAUCCAGCAGCAGCUGGAUGUUCCGUGCCAGAAAGUCGCCGACUGGCUUCUUUGCCGUCGUCAGCUGGCAGAAAACUGGGUUCAGCUUUUGAAAGCCGCACACGCGCACGUGGAGGAAGCCGCUGCGCAAGGCGUCGGCGAGGAGAAGGCAGCGGAGGAGUUUCUGAAGGAAAACAGACAUGAACUCAACUACUUGAAAAUCAAGGAGCUCGUGUCGAUUCUCUCGCAGUCUCCGCAGUCCUCAGGUGUCUCGGUGCUCGGCCUCUCCUUCGGCUCCGCCCUCCUCCGGCGAUGGCGCGCGCUGCAGCGCGCCAUGGAGCGCGGCAACCUGCACAUCGUUGACAUGAGCAGGUGGUUUUGCCGGCAUCUGCACGACGGGAUUCCGGCCCUGCAGCGCUCCAUUCAGGGGAAGCAGAAGCAGAUCUCGGAUGGUGGCAAGCGGAAGCAGGAGUUGCUGCGGACGGCCCAGGAGGCGGAGAGUGCGCACGCCGCGCUGUGUGAGAAGUAUGGGAUCCCGAGUGCGGCGGGAGGGCAUUCAGGCUCUCUCGCGCUGAGCGAUUUGGAGGAGCGCAUUCUGCUUCACGUGAACCAGGUUUUGCCUGGGCGCCUCAACCAAGUCGAGGACCUCCUCGUGGCGGAGGGCGCGGCGAUGGUUGAGGUCUACAGACGCUUUCGCGCGUACCAGCGCAGCCAGAACGUCCUUGAGCGCGGCGAGAAGGUGCCUGCGCCGGGGCCUGAAGGCAGCGAGGACGGAGACGGGUUCCUCCCCAUGCUGCGGUUCGUCGCGCGCCGAGGCAACGCGCCGGCCGCAGAGGCGCUGCGUGCGCUGGCCUCCAGCGCAGACAGCCGCGCACACGAGGAGAGAGGAAACAAACGCGAGGCGAAGACUGAGGGGGUAGGGGAGAGCGCCGCGUUCUCCAUCGAAGUCGAAGCGGAGGGCGAAGGCGCGGGGAACCGCGAAGACAGCCACCGCCGUCCGACAGCGUCAGCCCAUGAUUCCGGCGUGGAGAUCCUUUCUGUUGAGGCAGAUGGCCAGGCGUGCGCCGCGAGUCUGUUCGAAUCGCGGCUCUGCCGGCGCGCUCUCCUCGACGACGUGGCGGAACUCCACGCGUUUCUCUAUCAGCGACUUGAGGAGUCUGACCAGGGCGGCGGCGCAGGACGCGGCAAGAAAGCCAGCGGAAAGAAGGCAGCAGGCUCGGCUGCGGGCGCCGUCACUCAGCUUACCAGCCUGCCUGAGGAUCUCUCCAUCUCCGAAAGUCAGCUUGAUGCGUGGCUAGGCACGUGUACGACUGUCGAGGGGCUUCUCGGCGGCCGCGAAACUCUGGAACUCCUUCAGUUGAAGCAGAGCCAAGCCCAUAUGGCAAAACUUGUUUCGCAGUUCGCCCAGGCGCGCAGCAGCGCGUGGAAGCCCCGUGGCGCCGCCGCGCAGCUGGACAAACGCGUGGCUGAACUCCAGACAGAGAUGAAAGAAGAACAGAGCAAAUUGAGCGCGCUCAAGGCGGAGGCCAGAGGGUUGCGGAAAGCGAUCGAGGAAGCUCUAGGAGUCGUGGUUAAGGGCACAAAGGUUACUCUCGUAGGCAUGCAGCCGGACAAACUCGCGUGA
Messenger RNA from Besnoitia besnoiti, 1620 nucleotides. RefSeq lists its product as uncharacterized. Gene Ontology annotation, biological process: regulation of mitotic cell cycle; regulation of cyclin-dependent protein serine/threonine kinase activity. The transcript has 8 exons. Bases 1 to 1620 code for a protein of 539 amino acids. NCBI's taxonomy places the organism in Eukaryota, Apicomplexa, Conoidasida, Eucoccidiorida, Sarcocystidae. Gene Ontology annotation, cellular component: endomembrane system. The record is from RefSeq and is a predicted model, not a curated record.